Molecule: messenger RNA, 2871 nt
Organism: Uranotaenia lowii
Lineage: Eukaryota; Metazoa; Arthropoda; Insecta; Diptera; Culicidae
Exons: 1
Coding region: 1-2871 (956 amino acids)
Source: RefSeq, a predicted model, not a curated record
AUGUCCAACGAACGUCGGCUGAAGAAUCUGAAAACCCGGCAGAAGAGUCUGCUUGCAUCGUUCUUCAACAUCAAGGCCUUCGUGGAGGCCUACGAAGAAGAGCAGCAUGAAUGCCAGGUACUCGGUCGACUCGAGCACCUGGUUAGUCUCUGGAACGACUUCAAUGCGGUGCAGGCGGAACUCGAGACUCUGGAUGAAGCAGAAGUCGACAAUCAUCUCAAGCAACGGAUUGAAUUUGAGUCGUCAUUCUUCGAAGUGAAAGGCUUUCUGCUCUCUAAAAAUAAAAGCUCUCCUUCGCCGCCCACUCCUUCCUCUUCUCAUUCUACGCCACACGUCCCUGCUUGGUCAUCGCACGUACGCUUACCUGACGUCAAACUUCCGGUAUUUAAUGGCAACAUCGACAGUUGGUUGAACUUCCACGACUUGUUUGUCUCGCUGGUCCACUGCUCUCACGAACUAUCUAACAUCCAGAAGUUCUACUAUCUUCGUUCUUCUCUAUCCGGAGAAGCUUUGAAACUUAUUCAAACCAUCUCAAUUAGCGCAAACAAUUAUCUUGUGGCUUGGACCUUGUUGGUUGACCACUACCAAAAACCAGCAAGAUUGAAGCAAUCUUACGUGGACUCACUCUUCGAAUUUCCAUCCCUGAAUCGCGAAUCUGCUAUAGAGUUGCGCAAUCUCGUCGAGAGAUUUGAGGCGAACGUAAAGGUUCUCAAACAACUUGGCGAAAAAACCGAAUUUUGGGACAUACUUCUCAUUCGAAUGCUCAGCAUCAGACUAGACCCUACAACGAGACGCGACUGGGAGGAAUACUCUUCGACUCUACCUUCAAUUUCCUUCCCCGAUCUGACUGGUUUCAUCCAGCGGCGUGCAAGCGUUCUUGAAACCAUCGGAAAGAACAUCGAACAGAUGCCGAGCAACGUCAUCAACAAAAAACCUUCGCAGCGGCCAGUCACCAGCCACGGAGCCAACCAAUCCAGCUUCCGCAAAUGCAUAUCCUGUUCUGAGCAUCAUCCCCUGUAUUUGUGUUCUGUUUUUUCGAAGCUGAGCCUUGAAGAGAAGGAGAAGGAAGUACGUCAACAUCAGCUAUGCAGGAACUGUCUACGUAAAGGUCAUCACGUGAAGGACUGCUCAUCCACUAGCACCUGUCGGUACUGCCGAGGUCGUCAUCACUCCCAGAUCUGCACCAAUGGAACCUCCGGAGACUGCAACACAACCAAGCCAAGACAACCAUCGAAGCCCACGAACGAACAGCCCUCUGUAUCGUUACCUGCCGCUCUCAAGGACACUCCAUGUUUUGCUGCAGCUAAAGGCAUCCGUAAAAAUGUCCUCUUGGCUACAGCGGUACUAAUUCUCAUCGACGAAAACGGCACGGAGCACUCCGCUCGAGCACUUCUCGACUCUGGCAGUGAAUCGUGCUUCAUCUCUCAAUCGUUCUCUCAACUCAUCAAAGUUCAUCGCCAGAAACUCAACUGUCCCAUCAUCGGAAUCGGUCAAUCCAUCACUCAAGCUCGUUUCAAGGUUCGAUCCACCAUCCGCUCACGUGUGAGUCAGUACUCUGCCACGUUAGAAUUCCUCGUAUUGCCGAAGAUAACCAUUGACCUCCCUUCAACGUCCGUAAACACCUCAUCCUGGAGCAUUCCAUCUAGUAUAGAGCUUGCCGAUCCAUCGUUCUACAAAUCAAGUCGAAUUGAUCUCAUUCUGGGUGCCCAAAUCUUUUUCGACUUAAUCAAAACAUCGGAAAGAAUCCCGCUCGGUGAUGGCCUUCCAACCUUAGUCAACUCCGUUCUCGGUUGGAUCGUUACCGGCAAAAAUGAGGAACCUCGCACUUCAAUUCGUCCUGUCGUGGCUAACUUGGCUAGCACCAGCGAUCUCAACCAGCUAAUGGAACGAUUUUGGUCUCUUGAAAACGACGACACAUCACCCAACUACUCCGUUGAAGAAGCAGCUUGCGAAAAUCAUUUCCUGCAACACGUUUCUCGCACACCUGAGGGCCGCUACUGCGUCCGCCUACCGACCAAAAGGGACAUCCUGGACAAACUGACCGACAACCGACGAACCGCACUUCGACGCUUUCACAUGCUUGAAAGUAAACUCAACCGGAACCAGACCCUCAAACAGCAGUACGACAGCUUCAUGGACGAAUAUGAAUCGCUAGGCCAUAUGCAGAAGGUACUUGACCUAGACCAACCACCCACUCCAUGCUAUCACCUACCUCACCAUGCAGUAGUCCGAGAAGAGAGCACCACAACGAAGGUCCGCGUAGUUUUCGACGCGUCAUGCAAGACGCCCAACGGUCCUUCUUUAAACAGCGCCCUCAUGAUCGGACCCAUCGUUCAGGAAGAUCUACGUUCCAUCAUCAUGCGUUCCAGACUUCGACCAGUGAUGCUGAUAGCCGACAUCAAGCAGAUGUACCGACAGAUUCUUGUUCAUGAAGAUGACACUCCCUUGCAGCGAAUCGUUUGGCGAGCCUCACCCGACGCACCGAUGUGGACCUACGAGCUUAAGACCGUCACGUAUGGCACUGCCAGUGCCCCGUACUUGGCGACUAGAGUAUUACAACAGCUAGCAGACGACGAGUGCGACCAGUUUCCAGAGGCAGCGAGAGUACUCAAACGGGAUUUCUACGUCGACGACCUUUUUUCUGGAGCUGAUUCCGUCGACGAAGCCGUUCAUCUUCGAAAGCAACUUCAUGCGCUGCUGAUCAAGGGUGGCUUUGAACUCCGAAAAUGGGCAUCGAACAAGCCAGCAGUUCUCGAAGACGUAACUCCAGACAAUCGUGCUCUUCAAGCAUCAGUGGACUUCGACAGAGACCAAUGUCUGAAAACUCUCGGGUUACACUGGGAGCCCGCAACAGAUCACCUGCGCUACUAA